AUGACUGAAGUACCCGUCCAAAGCUUCCAACCCCAGGUUCCAGAUACUACCGCUGGACCCUACGAACAUACCUACAUCCCACGCGCUGACGGUGCCAUUAUUGUUAAUGGUGUUGUCUACGUUCAAGAGACCAAGACUCCAAUUCCAGUCGCAGCUCAACAUCAACCUCUUUACCCUCAACCCGCCUUCCAACCUUACCCCUACAACCCUUAUCUUCAAUUCGCAGGCAACAAUCAACAAGUACCUUUCGGUGCCGGCUAUGUUCCCCAACCCGCCAUGGGCACAUACGGAGCUACCGGCAGUGAAAUUCAAUUGCAGCAGAUGCAGAUACCAGAGGCGAGCAAGAAGCAAGAUAUGAAGCCAUCUGAUGAUGAUCCCUUUCGCAUGUAUUGGGUUCGGGAGCUCGAUGAUACCUGGACUCAGAGAAACAGAAUGACGAUUGACAGUGGUGAUAUUGGUAAAAUUAGAUGGUAUGUAACUGAUGGUGUUUUCUACGCCGCCAGAUUGCCUGAGUAG
This is a messenger RNA of Botrytis deweyae, 516 nucleotides long. RefSeq lists its product as uncharacterized. The record is from RefSeq and is a predicted model, not a curated record. The transcript has 3 exons. Lineage: Eukaryota; Fungi; Ascomycota; Leotiomycetes; Helotiales; Sclerotiniaceae. The coding region runs from base 1 to 516 and encodes 171 amino acids.